Molecule: messenger RNA, 1200 nt
Organism: Caenorhabditis elegans
Lineage: Eukaryota; Metazoa; Nematoda; Chromadorea; Rhabditida; Rhabditidae
Gene: asp-7
Product: Peptidase A1 domain-containing protein
Exons: 4
Coding region: 10-1152 (380 amino acids)
Biological process (GO): proteolysis
Cellular component (GO): extracellular region
Molecular function (GO): aspartic-type endopeptidase activity
Source: RefSeq, marked reviewed
UUUUUCUAAAUGACUGAAAAACUAACUAUUCUGUUGGCACUAUUAGUCUUCUGCUCGGCAGGACAAUUCUCGAUAUCAUUAGAAAAAUCUGUACCUCUUCGUGAGCAGUUAAUCCGAGAAGGACGCGAGCUUGCUAGACUUCAGCAGUUGAGCACUGGAAACGAGUCAAUCUAUGAUCAUUUUGAUGAGUAUUAUACGGUUAGUGUUAGAAUUGGAACUCCAGCUCAACACUUUGAAGUAGCACUUGACACUACAUCCUCAAAUCUCUGGGUGUUUGGAGUCGAGUGUAAGAGUCAAAGCUGUCAAGGUCACAGAAUUCGUGAAUACAAUCGCACGGCUUCUUCAACAUUUAUUGCCGGAACUUCGAAUUUUGUCUUGCCGUUUAAUGAUGGAGAUGUAUCUGGCGAUCUAGGAAAAGAUAACAUUCAAUUUGCUGGUUCCAAAAUCCAAAAUCAGGAUUUUGGAAUUGGGACGGAUGCUACCAGACUUUCCGGAGUAACAUUCGAUGGAGUUCUCGGGUUGGGAUGGCCUGCUACUGCUCUUAAUGGAACAAGCACCACAAUGCAAAACCUAUUGCCACAACUUGACCAACCACUCUUCACUACUUACUUCACAAAAUCUAGCGUGCAUAAUGGAACGGUAGGUGGUGAAAUUACUUUUGGAGCAAUUGACACCACACACUGCCAAUCGCAAAUAAACUACGUCCGACUUGCCUAUGAUUCAUUAUGGAGUUAUUCUAUCGAUGGAUUUUCCUUUGGAAAUUAUUCAAGAAAUCAGACUGAUACGGCUAUCCCGGACACGACAUCCAGCUACACUGGCGUUCCAAAUCUCGUCCUAGCCGAAAUCGUAAUAGCCACUGGAGCACAAUACGACUGGAAUCAUCAAGCAUACACUCUCCCGUGCUCUUCAACUGCCACACUUCCCGACCUGGUUUUCACAAUCGGUGGAAACUCGUACAACGUCAGAGCAGUAGAAUACGUGGUAAACUUGAACUUGCCAAACGGACAAUGUGCUCUUUCUCUCUUCGGAACAUUUUCCUCGCCCUCGGGUCCUUUGUGGGUCUUUGGCGACAAUUUCCUUCGAAGUUACUGCCACAUAUUUGAUUUUGGAAAUUCUAGAAUUGGACUUGCAAAAGCAAUUCAGAACUAUUAACAUGUUUAUGAAUUCUAUCAGUGUAUCAAAUAAAGAUUUGCACUCUAA